AUGGAGAUGGAGAGCACGGCGGCCUCCACCCGGUUCCACCAGCCUCACAUGGAGAGGAAGAUGAGCGCCAUGACCUGUGAGAUCUUCAACGAGCUCCGUCUGGAGGGCAAGCUCUGCGACGUGGUCAUCAAGGUCAAUGGCUUCGAGUUCAACGCCCACAAGAACAUCCUCUGUAGCUGCAGUUCCUACUUUAGAGCGCUGUUUACUAGUGGCUGGAACAACACUGAGAAGAAGGUAUACAACAUCCCUGGCAUUUCUCCAGACAUGAUGAAGUUAAUUAUCGAGUAUGCCUACACCAGGACUGUGCCCAUCACCCCUGACAACGUGGAGAAGCUGCUGGCUGCUGCAGACCAGUUUAACAUCAUGGGCAUUGUUAGGGGUUGCUGCGAGUUCCUCAAGUCGGAGCUGUGUUUGGACAAUUGCAUUGGCAUCUGCAAGUUCACAGACUACUACUAUUGCCCCGAGCUAAGGCAGAAGGCCUACACGUUCAUAUUGCAUAACUUCGAGGAGAUGGUGAAGGUCUCGGCGGAGUUUCUGGAGCUCUCGGUUACAGAACUUAAGGAUAUCAUUGAGAAAGACGAGCUCAACGUCAAGCAGGAAGACGCUGUGUUUGAGGCCAUUUUAAAGUGGAUUGCUCAUGACCCCCAAAACAGGAAGCAGCACAUUUCAGUUUUGCUUCCUAAGGUUCGUCUGGCCCUAAUGCAUGCUGAGUACUUCAUGAACAAUGUGAAGAUGAAUGACUACGUCAAAGACAGUGAGGAAUGCAAGCCAGUCAUCAUUAAUGCCCUAAAGGCCAUGUAUGACCUAAACAUGAAUGGACCUUCCAAUUCUGACUUCACCAACCCACUCACCAGGCCCCGCUUGCCCUAUGCCAUCCUAUUUGCAAUUGGUGGCUGGAGCGGUGGAAGCCCUACCAAUGCUAUCGAGGCAUAUGAUGCUCGGGCAGAUAGAUGGGUGAAUGUCACUUGCGAGGAAGAGAGUCCUCGUGCCUACCAUGGGGCGGCCUAUUUGAAAGGCUACGUUUAUAUCAUUGGGGGGUUUGACAGCGUCGACUACUUCAACAGCGUGAAGCGCUUCGACCCUGUGAAGAAAACCUGGCAUCAAGUUGCCCCGAUGCACUCUAGACGUUGCUACGUGAGCGUGACGGUCCUCAGCAAUUUCAUUUAUGCCAUGGGCGGGUUUGAUGGCUACGUGCGUCUCAACACCGCUGAACGUUACGAGCCAGAGACCAAUCAGUGGACACUCAUCGCCCCCAUGCACGAGCAGCGGAGCGAUGCAAGCGCCACGACCCUCUAUGGAAAGGUCUACAUAUGUGGUGGGUUUAAUGGAAACGAAUGCCUGUUUACAGCAGAAGUGUACAACACUGAGAGUAACCAGUGGACAGUCAUCGCACCCAUGCGGAGUAGGAGGAGUGGAAUAGGCGUAAUUGCUUAUGGGGAACACGUAUAUGCGGUAGGUGGCUUUGAUGGAGCUAAUCGACUUAGGAGUGCAGAAGCCUACAGUCCAGUGGCUAAUACUUGGCGCACAAUCCCCACGAUGUUUAACCCUCGUAGCAACUUUGGCAUCGAGGUAGUGGAUGACCUGCUGUUUGUGGUAGGUGGCUUUAACGGCUUCACUACCACCUUUAAUGUUGAGUGCUAUGAUGAGAAGACUGAUGAGUGGUAUGACGCUCAUGACAUGAGUAUAUACCGCAGUGCUUUGAGCUGCUGUGUGGUACCAGGGCUAGCCAAUGUUGGGGAAUAUGCAGCUAGACGGGACAACUUCACAGGAUUAGCACUGCGAGAUGAAGUAAAGUAUUCCGCUUCGACAAGUACCCUACCUGUAUGA
Molecule: messenger RNA, 1827 nt
Organism: Jaculus jaculus (lesser Egyptian jerboa)
Lineage: Eukaryota; Metazoa; Chordata; Mammalia; Rodentia; Dipodidae
Gene: Klhl10
Product: kelch like family member 10
Exons: 5
Coding region: 1-1827 (608 amino acids)
Molecular function (GO): protein binding
Source: RefSeq, a predicted model, not a curated record